AUGUACAUCGAGGAAAGGGGCUCGGAGGUGCCAAAAAAGACACCAAUGGGCACAUUAUUACUGCGCGGUGGAACAUGCCGCACGCGGGGCAGCAAGGGGCCUUGUCACCAGGAUGAGUUCAUGCACGAUCGACCUUUUAGCGGCCUCAAUAGUGCGAACCAGCUUGGUCCGGGCCGCCAUAGUCUGGCCCGUUCGAUCUACCGUCUGGAUAGCUACAGGGCCAACGACGUGGUCAAGCGUUACACUACCUACCGCACUCUCGUGGCCAUGCGGCCGCCGGGCUCUUCCCCAAUCCCGGUUGCGAUCCUCACUCACAUGAUAUGA
This is a messenger RNA of Penicillium riverlandense, 324 nucleotides long. RefSeq lists its product as uncharacterized. Bases 1 to 324 code for a protein of 107 amino acids. NCBI's taxonomy places the organism in Eukaryota, Fungi, Ascomycota, Eurotiomycetes, Eurotiales, Aspergillaceae. The record is from RefSeq and is a predicted model, not a curated record. The transcript has 2 exons.